Pteropus alecto (black flying fox) is the source of this 1592-nucleotide messenger RNA. RefSeq names its product glycosylated lysosomal membrane protein (gene GLMP). The record is from RefSeq and is a predicted model, not a curated record. NCBI's taxonomy places the organism in Eukaryota, Metazoa, Chordata, Mammalia, Chiroptera, Pteropodidae. The transcript is spliced from 6 exons. Gene Ontology annotation, cellular component: lysosome. The coding region runs from base 46 to 1263 and encodes 405 amino acids.
GUCACGUGACACCCGUGUCUCUUCCUCGCUCUGUCGCGAGGCUGCAUGGGCAGCUGGGAGGGUUCUUGCUGGGGCUGGGGGCGCUGCGCCCCCGGCCCCUUGCUGCUCCUGAGUCUUCUGUGGGCAGCCCCGUUCGCCCUGUUGGGGGAGGAGACCCGCCAGGUGUCUCUGGAGGUCAUCUCCGACUGGGCGGGCCCCCCCGAGAACCUGCUGCACAUCCGGGCAGUGGGCACCAACUCCACGCUGCACUAUGUGUGGAGCACCUUGGGGCCUCCGGCAGUGCUGCUGGUGGCCACCAACACUCCCCACAGCGCCCUGAGUGUCAACUGGAGCCUCCUACUCUCCUCGGAGCCUGACGGAGGCCUGAUGGUGCUCCCCAAGGACAGCGUCCAGUUUUCUUCUGCCCUCGUCUUUACCAGGCUGUUUGAGUUUGACGGCACCAACACGUCGGGCACAGCCACAAAGCCCCCAGGGAAACCGUACCCGCCGUACUUGCUGGCCAAAUUCUCUUGGAACAACGUCACCGGCUCGUUGGACCCCGCCACCCUGAGUGCCACGUUUCAAGGCCACCCCAUUCGUGACCCCACCGGGGCUUUUACCAAUGGCAGCCUGACCUUCAGGGUGCAGGCCUUCCCCAGAUCCGGCCGGCCAACCCAGCCCCCUCGCCUCCUGCACACAGCGGACACGUGCCAGCUGGAGGUGGCCCUGGUCGGGGCCUCUCCCCGGGGAAACCGCUCCCUGUUUGGGCUGGAGGUGGCCAUGCUGGGCCCGGGCCCGGCCUGCCCCUCAGUGCAGGGGCAGAGCUCCAUCGAUGACGAGUAUGCGCCCGCCGUCUUCCAGUUGGACCAGCUGCUGUGGGGCUCCCUCCCAUCAGGCUUCGUGCAGUGGCGACCAGUGGCUUUCUCCCAGAAGCAGGGGGGCCGAGAGUCCGCCCUGCCCUGCCACGCGUCCCCUCCGUACCCCACCUUGGCGUACCUUCUGCCCCAGUCGCCCAUCGUCCGUGCCUUCUUCGGGUCCCAGAACGACUUCUGUGCCUUCAAUCUGACAUUCGGGACUCCCGCGGGCCCUGGCUACUGGGACCACCACUACCUCAGCUGGUCGGCGCUCCUGGGUGUGGGGGCCCCUCCAGUGGAUGCCUUGUCUCCACUGGUCCUAGGCAUCAUGGCGGUGGCCCUGGGUGCUCCAGCCCUCCUGCUGCUGGUGGGGGGCUUGUUUCUGCUGCUGGGCCCCAAGGGGUACUCAGAAUAUCAGCCCAUCAACUGAGGCCUGCUCUUGAGAGGGAAGGACGUUACCACACUUGGCUUGCUGGGCCUCGAACCGCUGCCAGUCUGAGGGUCAGUGUUCCCGGCCAGCCACUCCCCUCUCGCUUUUUUGCAGAGCCUCGGGGAGCAGGCUCAAGUCCUGGGGGCCACCAGGUGGGGCUUCCUUCAUCCUCCGGUGAAGGACCGGGAACAGGGCUAUGGCUCGUGGGAGGCGCCGUGGACUUGCCUCCGUGCUCCUUCGGCCCCCGUUCCCACCACUCGCGGGCCGAAGCGAAGGGCCUUCUGACUGGUCGGCUGCCUCGGGUCAUGAAAUAGACUUAUUUUUCCACA